UUGAUAUUUCAAUAAUAUCAGUCACUUGCCUUGUUCCAGCUGUUUUUGAUAGAAUUAUGUGGCUGAUUUGUCCGCUACUUCCGGUGAUGCUCCUGCUUCCGGUGCUUUUUCUACAUCCGGUCAGCUGCAGUCUGCAGCUGUACCGCGUCCCCCUGCGUCGCUUUCCCUCCGCCCGCCACCGUUUCGAGAAGCUGGGCAUCCGGAUGGACCGACUGCGUUUGAAGUACGCCGAGGAGGUGAGUCACUUCCGGGAGGAGUGGGAUGCCAAGGUAAAGGCGACACCGCUAAGCAACUACCUGGAUGCCCAGUACUUUGGACCCAUCACUAUUGGAACGCCGCCGCAGAGCUUCAAGGUGAUUUUCGACACGGGCUCCUCCAAUCUCUGGGUGCCCUCGGCCACCUGUGCCUCCUCGAUGGUGGCCUGUAAAGUGCACAAUCGCUAUUUUGCCAAGAGGUCGACCAGUCAUCAGGCCAGAGGAGACCGCUUUGCCAUCCACUACGGCAGUGGAAGUCUAUCGGGAUUCCUCUCCACGGACACGGUUCGCGUGGCUGGCCUGGAGAUUCGGGAUCAGAUCUUCGCGGAGGCCACCGAGAUGCCGGGACCUAUCUUCUUGGCCGCCAAGUUCGAUGGUAUCUUUGGCCUGGCCUAUCGCAGCAUCUCCAUGCAGCGGAUUAAGCCACCUUUCUAUGCCAUGAUGGAGCAGGGCCUGCUCUCGAAACCCAUUUUCAGUGUCUACCUGAGCAGGCAUGGCGAGAGGGACGGCGGUGCCAUCUUCUUCGGGGGCUCCAAUCCGAAUUACUAUAGUGGCAACUUCACCUAUGUGCCGGUGAGCCAUCGAGCCUAUUGGCAGGUAAGGAUGGAGUCGGCCAUCAUACGAAAUCUGGAGUUGUGCCAGCAGGGUUGCGAGGUGAUCAUCGAUACGGGGACCUCUUUCCUGGCCCUGCCUUACGAUCAGGCUAUACUCAUAAAUGAAUCAAUUGGGGGAACCCCCUCGCAAUUUGGCCAGUUUUUGGUGCCCUGCGAAAGUGUGGCGAAUUUGCCGAGAAUCACCUUCACCCUGGGUGGUCGUAAGUUCUUCCUCGAGUCUCACGAGUACGUCUUUAGGGACACCUAUCAGGAUCGAAGGAUCUGUUCGUCUGCCUUCAUCGCCGUGAACCUGCCAUCGCCCAGUGGUCCCCUCUGGAUUCUCGGGGACGUCUUCCUGGGCAAAUACUAUACAGAGUUCGACAUGGAAAGGCAUCGCAUUGGUUUCGCCGACGCCAGGAGCUGAGGCCAUGUAUGCUGUUUGAUGUGCUUCUUGUUAUUCCAACGACUGGUUGCCAUAACACGCGGAAAAUCCUGAAAGGUAAAGGAAAAACAAGCUGAGCUUUUAAGCUAAUGACU
Messenger RNA from Drosophila subpulchrella, 1384 nucleotides. RefSeq names its product lysosomal aspartic protease. Gene Ontology annotation, cellular component: lysosome. The record is from RefSeq and is a predicted model, not a curated record. Gene Ontology annotation, molecular function: aspartic-type endopeptidase activity. The transcript has a single exon. Lineage: Eukaryota; Metazoa; Arthropoda; Insecta; Diptera; Drosophilidae. The coding region runs from base 57 to 1271 and encodes 404 amino acids. Gene Ontology annotation, biological process: proteolysis; cell death.